AUGCAGACUGAUAAAACGGUGUUGAGCUUGAGACCUGGAGGAGGUUCCCGCGGCGGAAGCAGAGUUUUUGGUCCGCGUUUCGAAGCGGCGGCGGCCAAUUCUGAUCUCCCGGUAUUGCGUCCACAUGGCGGUGGCGGUGCUCCUUCCUUAAAGACUGGAGAAUACCGAUUUGAGGGCCGUGAGUGGAUCCGUUAUACCCGAGAACAGCUGCUGCGGCUAAGGGAGGUGGUCAACAUCUCCAAAGAAAUUCUGAAAGUUAAACAAGAAGUUGAAGCUGAAUUUUCUGGUACUGAUCCAAGCUGGGGUCGUGGAGAAAGUAAUGUUCCAAAUCUGGCUCAGGGUCGUUAUUCUGAAACAGACAACCGUGACUGGCGGAAUCGGCCUGCACAAUUUCCUGUUCCCGCCGAGGAGAGAUCCUGGGAAGUUAUUCGAGACAGAGAAUUUGGUGGCCGGUUUGAUUCAAGGCAACAAGACGUAAACCAAUACAAUAGGCAAGAGCAACUGAGCACUCAGUUCGCUAGAUCACAAAACCAAGGGGGAGGACCUACUUCUGCUCUAAUCAAGGCUGAGGCACCGUGGUCUGCUAGAAGGGGAAAUCUUUCUGAGGAGGAGCGUGUAUUGAAGACAGUGAAGGGCAUACUGAACAAGCUGACUCCUGAGAAAUUUGAUCUAUUGAAGGGUCAAUUGAUUGAUUCAGGGAUCACAACGCCUGAUAUCUUAAAGGGAGUCAUAUCAUUGAUAUUUGACAAGGCUGUGCUGGAGCCCACAUUUUGCCCCAUGUACGCGCAACUAUGUUCUGAUCUAAAUGAGAAGCUUCCCUAUUUCCCUUCUGAUGAGCCUGGUGGAAAAGAAAUCACAUUUAAGCGAAUCCUUUUGAAUAACUGCCAAGAGGCAUUUGAAGGGGCUGACAAAUUGAGGGAAGAAGUCAGGCAGAUGACUGCUCCUGAGCAAGAAUCAGAACGAAGAGAUAAGGAAAGGUUGGUCAAACUCCGUACACUUGGAAAUAUCCGUCUAAUUGGGGAGCUUUUGAAGCAGAAGAUGGUUCCAGAGAAGAUUGUUCAUCACAUUGUCCAGCAACUCUUAGGACAUGAUACCAAGAGUUGUCCUGCAGAGGAGAAUGUUGAGGCCAUAUGUCAGUUCUUUAACACCAUUGGUAAACAGCUUGACGAGAACCAAAAAUCAAAGCGUAUUAAUGACAUGUAUUUCAACGGCCUGAAGGAAUUGUCAACAAACUCUCAGCUAGCCGCACGACUGAAGUUUAUGAUUCGUGAUGUUAUUGAUAUGCGUGCAAAUAAAUGGAUCCCUAGACGGGAAGAGGUGAAAGCCAAAACCAUCACUGAGAUCCACUUGGAAGCUGAGAAGAAUCUGGGGUUACGUCCAGGUGCUACUGCUAGCAUUAGAAAUAGUCGACCAGCUUCUGGUGCUCAAGGUAGUUUUAGCCCAGGUGGCUUCCCAAUGAAUCUGGCUGGUGCAGGUGGUAUGAUGCCUGGAAUGCCUGGAACAAGAAAGAUGCCUGGAAUGGACAGUGACAACUGGGAAGUUGUUCCAAGGUCCCGGUCAAUGUCAAGAGAGCAUGUUUCAACAGCUCAACCUGCUGGCCAUGCUCAGCUGCCACAAUUUGGCAAGUCUUUAAACCAACAAUCUCAAGGUAGUGGUGGUUUCGUGAGCAGUAGACCUAGUGCCCUCUUGCAGGGUAGUAGUGCACCCCCUCCGUCUCUCCCAGCUAAUUACGGAGGAUUUGGUACGGAACAUGGAUCUCAUGCUCCUGCUCCAUUUAGACAGGCUCCACCAGCAUCAGUGGCACUAGCUAAUGACAAACCAGUGGCCCCUGCCCCAAGAUUGAAUCCAGUUGAACUCAAGAGAAAGACAGUUUCUCUUCUGGAGGAAUAUUUUGGCGUCCGACUUGUGGACGAAGCAUUACAGUGUAUUGAGGAGCUGAAGUCUCCCUCCCACCAUCCUGAAAUUGUCAAGGAGGCCAUUUCCCUUGGAUUGGAGAAGAGCCCUCCAUGUGUGGAACCUGUUGCAAAACUUUUUGAGUACUUGUUGGCCAAGAAAGUCCUUACUCCUAAGGACAUAGCCACCGGAUGCCUCAUCUACAGUACACUGUUGGAUGAUCUCGCCGUUGAUUUACCUAAAGCGCCAGCCAAUUUUGGCGGGAUUAUUGGGGGACUCAUUUUGGCCGGCGCCUUGGAUUUCAAGGCAGUCACAGAAAUCCUGAAAACAAUAAGCGAUGACUACUUCCAAAAAGCAGUAUUUAGCUCCAUAAUGAAAAUUAUAAGCUCUAGCCCUACUGGAAAGGGAAUUUUGGAUUCACAAGCAUCUGAUAUUACUGCCUGCCAGAGCUUAUUUUAG
Messenger RNA from Fraxinus pennsylvanica, 2352 nucleotides. Lineage: Eukaryota; Viridiplantae; Streptophyta; Magnoliopsida; Lamiales; Oleaceae. The record is from the annotation of a GenBank genome assembly.